This is a messenger RNA of Ambispora gerdemannii, 1398 nucleotides long. The record is from the annotation of a GenBank genome assembly. Lineage: Eukaryota; Fungi; Glomeromycota; Glomeromycetes; Archaeosporales; Ambisporaceae.
AUGUUUAACGGACAUGUAUUUGGUACCAGCUCGAAACAUGAAAAUUGUUUCGAUAAUGUCAAAGUUUCAGCAAACGCGUGGGAUACCAAUUUAGUCAAAGUUAAUCCGACUUUUGUCGCUCUCAAUUGGAAUGCGGGAGGUGGUGGCGCUUUCGCUGUAAUUCCUCAUAAAAAUGCUGGCAAAGUCCCUGACAAUUUGCCCCUCUAUCGAGCUCACACCGCUCCUGUAUUGGAUACGGAUUUCGCCAAUUUUAAUGACUAUGUGAUCGCUUCCGCCUCAGAAGACACCAAAGUAAUGAUUUGGAAUAUUCCCGAGGAACUUCCUGAUCUUAGUGAUUUAGACAAAGAAAUACCAGAUAUUCAACCUGUUGCGAAAUUAAGUGGUCAUGGAAGGAAAGUUGGACACGUUCUAUUUCAUCCUACUGCGGACAAUGUUCUAGCUUCUUCAUCCGCGGAUUUGACAAUAAAAUUAUGGGACAUCGAGAAGGGAAGUGAAAAAUCAGAAUUAACCGGAUUCACCGAUUUUGUACAGUCACUUGCUUGGAAUUGGAAUGGUAGCUUGUUGGCAACUACUUCACGUGAUAAAAAAUUACGGAUUUUCGAUGUGAGAGCGAAUAAAGUUGCAAUACAAGCUGAUAAUCAUCAGGGGGUGAAAGGUGCUCGAGUAGUUUGGCUUGGUGAUAGUGAUAGAAUCGUGACCACGGGUUUCUCGAAGAUGAGUGAUCGGCAAGUGUGGCUUUGGGACACGACCACGCUGGGUAAACCAAUUAAAGAUUUCAAUAUUGAUACCUCAUCGGGAAUUGUUAUGCCUUUCUAUGACAAUGACACAAAAAUUUUAUUCCUCGCUGGAAAGGUAAUAGAGAAUAAUCUUGACGGGAAUAUUCGUUAUUACGAAUUUGAAAAUGAUGAAUUAUACCCCCUUUCAGAAUUCAAAUCAUCCGAACCUCAACGUGGAAUGGCAUUUUUACCCAAACGAGCAUUAAAUGUUACGGAAGUUGAGAUUGCAAGAGCAUACAAAGUUACCGGCAAUUUAAUCGAGCCAAUUUCGUUUGUUUUGCCGCGUCGGUCAGAUGCUUUCCAAUCUGAUAUAUACCCACCCACUGUGAGCGAUGAGCCCGCCCUCACAGCUGACGAAUUCUUCGCUGGUAAGAAUGCAAAUCCGAAAACAAUCAGCCUAGAAUACGGAUUUCAAUCAAAAGAGAAAAAAGAGUUCGUUUCUUCUGCGCCAAAAGAAGAGGAAAAAGAAUUGCAAUUGCCAAAAACCGAAAAAGAGUAUCAAGAAGCAUAUCACACUCUUCGCCAAGAAAACGAAGAUCUACGAAAUCAAGUAGCACAACGGGAUGUUACCAUUCGUGCACUAACAGCCCAGCUUGAACAGUUGAAAGCUGCAGCUUCGUGA